Molecule: messenger RNA, 4313 nt
Organism: Tetranychus urticae (two-spotted spider mite)
Lineage: Eukaryota; Metazoa; Arthropoda; Arachnida; Trombidiformes; Tetranychidae
Gene: Frmd5
Product: FERM domain containing
Biological process (GO): actomyosin structure organization
Cellular component (GO): cytoskeleton
Molecular function (GO): cytoskeletal protein binding
Source: RefSeq, a predicted model, not a curated record
UCGGAAAUGGCUGUGGCUGAUGAGAAGCGAAGUGAGCCUACGGAUGUUUCUACAGCCUUACCGACUUGUGCUAGUUUUAAGUUGAACACUUUAACACAAAGUGUUUUUAAAUAAUAAAUGCAUUUCUAUGUGGCGAUAAUCACUCUUUGUUGUCCAUACACACAACAAACAUUAACUCUCCCAAAAUUGCAUCGUUUAAUUGUUGUAGUUACCUUGACUAUAAAACAGUGAGUGAGUUUUAUUCAUCACUGAGCCAUUAUAAUUUAAUAUUAUUUUUGUUGUUGUUUUCUAUCUUCAUCUGAAAGAGACUUUUCCUCUCUUUCCUCUCUUUCUUGAUUUGUUUCUUCUCUGUCUCUUCUUACCAAUGCGCUGUCGACUUUUCUUUUUUCUUUUUGCUGUUUUUGGAUUUUGGUUUUUGGGUCCUUCUGAUUGAGCCGAAAUGAAGUUCUUUAGUUAAUUAUAAUCAAUUUUUUCAUAGCUAUGUUGACCUUUUGAUAUUUGAAUGUUCUGUGCAUGAAGUGGUCCCAUUGAUUGAUUGAAUUGAACCAACAUAGGUAGUCAACUUUCAAUGUAAUUGGUAAGGAAAUAAAUAAAUGGAUUUGUUUUCAGUUGUGACAACAGCAUGCGGACAUCAAACACACUCACUCAAUCUUACGAUAGUGGCUGAUCUUUUGCCUGGUUACAAUCACUGGAAUCUUUUGUUUUUAUAUAAUCUUGAUUCAUCUGCGUUUAAAUAACUUGUUCAUUUUUUACUAUUUCCUUUCUGUUUCGUUGUUUAUUAUUAUUUGCAUUACCUCAUUGCCAAGAAUAUCCACAAUCUAUUACAUCUUUCAAUGUUAUUCCCUGGAAAAUUAAUUUAUUGUGACAAGAAGCUGUUUGAAAUGACGGAAUACUAUGUUUCAAUUUCUACCGGUGUUAUGAAUUCAAUUGAUAUAUUGUGACUUUACAUAAUUUUACCUGGUUCAUGUCCACGAUAUUUCCGACCUGCUUCAAUCAACCAGCUGGUAUUGAUUUAUUUUUGUUAGAAUUGGAUUUUUCGCCAUUCUAAUUUAAAAUUUAAACAACACCUGAAGUGCUCAACUCAACUCAUUUUACUUAACCAUAGUCGCUAUAAAAAUUUAUGAUUUCAUGGUCGUCUCCCAGUGAUCAUCAUAUCCAGCCAUUACCAUUAUCGCCAAUAACCAUCAACAGUAUUAAAAAUAUUAAAAGUAAAACAUAAUUGGUUAUGUUUUACAUUCUAUUUUAAAACAUGAGUGAAUUAAAGAGUAUGUUCAAAUUUUCAUCCAAAAAGGAUCUCACCUGUGAAUUUAAAUGUACAAUUAAGCUUCUUGAUGACGAAGAAGUUUUAGAAUGUGAUUUUACCAAAGAACACAAAGGACAACAUUUACUUGAUUAUUGCUACAAAAGUCUUAACUUAUUGGAGAAAGAUUAUUUUGGUUUAAGAUAUGUUGAUAACAAGCAACAGAGAAAUUGGCUCGAUCCAACCCGGUGUAUCGUUAAGCAGAUCAAAGGACUCAGUCCUGUUGUUUUUUGUUUUAGGGUUAAAUUUUACCCUGCAGAUCCUAUUCGAUUAAAAGAAGAGGUUACUCGAUACUUUGUAUUCAUGCAACUCCGACGUGAUCUACUUCAUGGACGACUUCAGUGCUCUUCAAAUGAGCUUCCUCUUUUAAUGGCGUAUAUAAUACAAUCUGAAUUAGGAGAUUACGAUCCAGAGGAACAUGGAGAAAAUUAUGUUUCCUCGUUUAAAUUGGUUCCUAACCAGUCAACCAAAUUAUCACAAACUACCAGUCUGGAGAAAACUGUUGCAGAGAUUCACCAAAAAGAUAUGAGAGGGUUAACUCCUGGCGAUGCUGAGCUCAAUUUUAUCAAGAAAGCGUCAUCACUAGAAACUUAUGGAAUCGAUCCACAUCCGGUUAAAGACCAUAAAGGGAAACAAUUAUAUCUCGGAAUCAAUCAUAUCGGUGUUACAACUUUCCAAGGAAGUAGAAAAGUUCAAAGCUUUAAAUGGAAUGAAAUUCAAAAGCUGACUUAUGAAGGAAGGAUGUUCAUUGUUCAUGCAUCGACAAAUGAUAAAAAGAAACAUCUGGUUGGCUUUAAAUGUCCAAAUACAUCAGCCUGUCAUUUCCUUUGGAGAUGUGCUGUUGAACAGCGUUAUUUUUUCACGAUGAACUCUUCAAGUGAUAUACCUCUAGUUACAACUGGAGGUGGUUUGUUUAAAACUUGUAAAUUGAGAUAUACUGGCCGGGUUGAAAAGGAAAUUAUCAAUGAUAUGAAAGAUAUUGACCGCAAGGAAGCAACAAUUCAACGAAGUUAUUCAACCACAUCAGCACCUCCUCAUAUCAGAACCAUUGGAAGAUCAAGUACCGCUCCCAUUACCACUUCUGAACACGACAGGGAACAAGAAUCUCCUGACCGAGGCUCAAAUUUUAUCACUAAAGAUCCUUACUGGAACUAUUCAACAUUUUCAGAGCCUGAAGAAAACCAUGUCACCUCAUCACCGCACACAUUGGAUCCUUUUGAUGAAGAAGACUGGGACACCUCAAUGACAUCUACUCUUCCUACUGAGUUUGAUUUAAGGCCAGAUAUUACACCUACGGAUGAAGAAAGUCGCUCCAUGGCUUUUGAAAUUCCUGCUGUUCGUUCAUCGCCAUCAGCCAGUCUAUUCAACAAAGAUAUGGAAGAUGAUACUUUGGGGGAAGAAGAAGACGGUGAUUUAGAUGAGAAUGGUGAUUACGGAGAUGAUGUCAAUGGAAAACGAAAGAGAACGAUAGUUUCGCCAUUGAUAAAACUGUCUUCAUCUUCAGAUGAGGAUAAGAAAACAGAGGAGAAUCCUUUCGAUCCAUUAGGCUGUAGACCUUAUUCCAAUCUUUUACCAAUUCGUACUUUUAUGCUGACAACAUUGCUGUUGUUGUUACUUUUCUCGUGCCUUGUCAUUUUAAUCAUUGAAUCUGAGUCAGAUGUAUUUGGACCAAUAAGAAAAGUACCAGAAAUGGUGAUACUUCGAAGAGAUUAUUAUGAACCAAUGAAGAAAAAUUUUUUCCGCAAAUUUAUAAGCUGACAUAAGGAGGAAAAAAGGAUGUCAAUCAAUGAGGAUAAUAGCUAUGGACGAUACAUCAACUUGAUCCAUGAACAUUGACUGAUAUAAAUAUCCAGCAUAAAUCUUUAUGCUUAUAUAAAUUUGUAUAUUUUUGAAAACUUAAUCUUUGAUACCGGUGAUAUUAUCAUGUUGGAUAAACCUAACAAACAAGCAAAGGAAAGAGGAAAGUUAAACAAUCAAACAAGGUAGAUUUCAUUAUGGAAGGAGAGUUGCUAAGACUCAAUUGUAAGACUGACAGUCUUCAUUCCUUGACAUAAAAAGCAGAAGAUAAAGACAGAAAAGACAAAGCAAGCUUUACCAAGGACACUGUAAUUGACUUUAAAUUUACCCUUGUCUUUGGUAUUUACUGAUUCUAAUUAAUGAUCAUGAAGAUGAACUAUUCCACCCGAUUUCUGUGAGGAAAAAGUUGGAUCCUGCCUUUCUUAUUAGAUGUGGAAAAGUGGUUUACAAUUGAGCUAACCUCAAUAUCAUCAUCACUAUUCUGGUUAACAGAGUUUACUUCCAUUCCAUUACAAUCCAAUCCAAUCAGUUGCGUCUCAAAUGAUCCAGAUUAUUUUAAAUUGUCGCUAAUCAAUUUGAAAAACACACUUAAUUUAAUUUGAUUGCAUAUUAGCAACAUACUCGUGAUGCUACACAUUUACAUUCAAAUUUACCGAGAGGAUCACACAACUUGCACGUACACAUAUUUGACUUGAUUAUUUUGAUUGCGAGCAUUUAAUUCAGUUUAACGUCUCUUCUUGCAUAAAUCCUGUUCUAAUCACUUUCAUUUAAAUGUUAUGCCCAUCGAUAUUAUCUGCUAACUCUAAUUUUCGUCCAUUCCAAAAAGUCUUGACCAAAACAUUUGUGAAACUUGCAUUGCUGUAAAAUCACAUUCAUUUAAGUAACGAUACUUAAUAUCUAUAUUGUAAUCAUCUUUACAUGUGUAUAUAAGACUAAAUCUGCCACAAAAUAAUUGGUUAAUUGUUGAAAACAAGGCAACUCAAACGAACAGAUAAUUCCUAUGCUUUAUGUUGAAAUUAAUCAUGACAGUAACUAUGUAUCAUCACCUCUUAUAAAAUGUACAAAUGAUAAAUGAAAAACAAAUCAGAAUAAGAAAUAUUAAUGUAAUGACAAUAAUAACCAUGAUAAUAAUGUCUAUUGGGCUCAUUUUGUAUGCUGUUUACACAUGAAAUGUUUCACACACAAGCAAUAAAAAAUUCACUUGUAUGAAUCUAAA